This is a messenger RNA of Aspergillus uvarum CBS 121591, 294 nucleotides long. RefSeq lists its product as uncharacterized. The record is from RefSeq and is a predicted model, not a curated record. The coding region runs from base 63 to 260 and encodes 65 amino acids. The transcript has a single exon. Lineage: Eukaryota; Fungi; Ascomycota; Eurotiomycetes; Eurotiales; Aspergillaceae.
AUUAGGGCUCGCUCGCGGACCCACUACAAACCCGUCCCGAAGAACAGCAAUCCAUUUGGUGGAUGUUGACGAGCCAGCAAAAGCUGGACCCAAAAAAGAUGGAGCUGCGGGGAAUCGAACCCCGGACCUCUCCCAUGCUAAGGGAAUAUUAUACCACUAAACCACAGCCCCAAUUGAUGUUCAACUGCUGCGCAAAAAUGACUUGCAACCGCCGCGUUCCGGUCAGCUACAACUGCCAUCUUCCGGUCCACCAAUUGUAGCCCGUUGUUGUCAAUCUUAAUGGUGGGAUGUAUG